This is a messenger RNA of Chenopodium quinoa (quinoa), 2245 nucleotides long. Its product is annotated as thiamine-repressible mitochondrial transport protein THI74-like. Bases 613 to 1893 code for a protein of 426 amino acids. The transcript has 4 exons. The record is from RefSeq and is a predicted model, not a curated record. Gene Ontology annotation, biological process: regulation of peptide transport. NCBI's taxonomy places the organism in Eukaryota, Viridiplantae, Streptophyta, Magnoliopsida, Caryophyllales, Amaranthaceae. Gene Ontology annotation, cellular component: membrane.
UUGAGACAAAAAUUAUCAGCGCUAUUCCAAUUAUACUAUGCUAAUUCGUAAUAGUGGAUUAUUACUCGUACUUAUUAAGGAGUAUUAACUUUUCCUGCCAAAUUAAAACGAAAAACUCCAUCUUUGCCGAUCUCAAUACAAUCUAUCUCUAAAAACCCAAAAUUGAUGACUUAACUAGACUUGAAAAAUACUCCAAUUUCAUGUCAUAUCAUUGUUGAAUAAUCUGCAUUGAAUCAAACCCAGAUCACCCUAUUUUCCCUAUUUUUUCCUAUUUCUUCUUAAUUUCUACCGACAUUCUAUCAAAAAAUUUAAUCUUUCUGAUUUAGCAAUCGCUUCUGGGUUCACCCAGAACAGGUGAUUGUUGAUCGAUAUGCUUUGGUUACAUCAAUGAUAAUGAGGCUGUAGUAUUCGAGUGUGACUGUAAUUGGGUAUUUUGGCUUGAUGCUAUCCGUUUUUUGAUUAAUUCCUGCAUAAUUCAGGUGAUAGUUGAUCAAUAUCCGUUGGUUACAUCAAUGAUAAUGAGGCUGUAGUAUUUGAGUGUGACGGUAAUUGGGUAUUUCGGCUUGAUGCUAUCACAAGUUUAGAGAGUUUUGUAGCUUAGGUGUGUGGACUAUGAGAACUGAGGUUUCGAGAUGGAUUAUAGGUUUGAUAUAUAUUGUGGCAGUGGCCGGUAUUUGGAUUGCUGCUAGCUACGUGGUUCAAUCUGUUGUUGAUGAAGGAAUUUCGCCCUUCCUCAUCACAUACAUUUGUAAUUCAUUGUUUAUAGUUUAUAUCCCUCUUGUGGAAGCUUCAAGAUAUUUGGAAAAUUAUAAUGGGAAAUUUUGCUUUUGGCGGAAAAAACCGGAAGUUGGCUCGCAAGAAUUAGCUCGUUCUGAGGAGGUUGUCCUUCUUGGGAAAAGCGAUUUAGACGAGCCUACAUGUGGUUUAAAUCCCCAUUUAGGUAUUAGCCAAGAAGAAACUAAUCUAAGCUCUAUAGAAUCUGUUCCUGAGUCAAAUUUUGAAGAGGAAAAUGAUUUGCCUGGCCAAGUUAGUGCUGAUAAAGAUCUUGAUAAACAACUGGAUUCAAAGGGACGUUGGACACGCUCUAGGGUAGCAAGAGUCAGCCUAUUGAUUUGCCCAUUUUGGUUUUUGGCACAGCUUACCUUUAAUCUUUCGUUGAAGUAUACGACAGUCACUUCAAAUACAAUCUUAAGCACGUCUUCUAGCCUUUUCACCUUUAUGCUCUCUCUGGCAUUCUUGGGCGAGAAGUUCACUUGGUUGAAGCUCAUGGGUGUACUUCUUUGUAUGGGAGGAACAAUCAUUGUCAGCUUGGGUGACAAGGAAGCAGGAAAGGGCGUAAUCAACUCGAAUCCUAUUCUUGGAGAUAUAUUGUCUCUUUCUUCAGCUGGUCUAUAUGCUGUAUAUAUAACACUCAUUCGUAAGAAGUUGCCUGAUGAUGAGAAAAGCGGUCAAGUUAGCAUGGCACAGUUUCUGGGGUAUUUGGGAUUUUUCAACAUGGUGAUUUUCCUACCUGUUGUGCUUGUAUUGCAGUUGGCUAAGGUGGAAUUUUUUACCACAUUUACCUGGAAGCAGUUUGGCUUGAUUAUAGGCAAAGGUUUGCUUGAUAAUGUUUUGAGUGAUUACUUGUGGGCCAAAGCUGUUCUUUUGACGACAACGACAGUGGCAACGGCGGGUCUCACAAUUCAGGUGCCUUUGGCAGCUUUGGUUGAUACUCUGGUGGGCAACGCUCCCAAUGCAAUGGACUACAUUGGAGCUGCAGCUGUCAUGGCUGGGUUUGCUGGCAUCAAUAUUCCUUCAGAUGUGUGUAGUCAGUCCGAGGAGGUUACCUUGGAGCUAGAAAACAGAACUCACCAUCAGAACCAUGUCUUAUCAAACACCACAGAAGAACUUUAGGUUUCUCUUAGGAUAACGCGAUAUCUGCCAGAGUUAUGCUGAAUACCAUCCCGAGAAAUGGUUCUACCACUCCAUUGGAGGCAGAUUUUUGCAAGAUUUCAGCCAAUGCUUGGCCAUUAUUGAACAGUUUCAACUUCUACUCAGAGUCCAUUACACUUAUACACUAGGUAGCCUUGUAACUAUUUUUUGUGGAUAUAGUUCAAUGACAUAUAGAUGCUACUAAGAAUUUUGUGAAAUGUAAAAAGAAAUAUAAAUAUAACUAAGCCAGUGCUGGUUGAUCUCCAAAUUAUUUACCUUGAAUGUACUUGAUUGGUUUGUGUGGCACAAAAUGUGGUCACUAUUCACUAUGAAA